AUGGCGACUGAGGGUCAGAGCCCCCCGAUGAGCUGGAGAGAUUCCUACAGGGGCAUGUCCUCUGACAACAUCAAGGGUUUGAUUCUUGCUUUGUCUUCGAGCUUGUUUAUUGGUGCUAGUUUCAUUGUCAAAAAGAAGGGUUUGAAAAAGGCCGGGGCUUCUGGCAUCAGAGCAGGAGUUGGAGGAUAUUCUUACCUCUAUGAGCCACUUUGGUGGGUGGGCAUGAUAACAAUGAUCGUUGGGGAAAUUGCUAAUUUUGCGGCUUAUGCAUUUGCGCCAGCUAUACUAGUAACUCCUCUUGGUGCUCUCAGCAUAAUUAUCAGUGCUGUGCUUGCACAUAUUAUUUUACGUGAGAGACUUCAUAUUUUUGGGAUUCUUGGUUGCGCUCUAUGUGUUGUGGGUUCUACAACAAUUGUGUUACAUGCUCCUCAAGAACGUGGUAUUGAAUCUGUAACAGAAGUUUGGGAUCUUGCCAUGGAACCAGGUUUUCUCUUGUAUGCAGCUUUGGUCAUAACUGCUGUGUUUAUUCUUAUAUUCCACUUUAUCCCGCAAUAUGGCCAGACACACAUAAUGGUCUACAUUGGAGUUUGUUCCCUUGUAGGUUCCUUAUCGGUCAUGAGUGUCAAAGCACUUGGAAUUGCUUUGAAGUUGACAUUAUCGGGCAUGAAUCAACUAGUUUAUCCCCAAACUUGGGUCUUCACUUUAGUUGUCAUUACAUGUGUGCUUACCCAAAUGAAUUAUUUGAACAAGGCACUUGAUACUUUCAACACAGCUGUGGUAUCUCCGAUAUACUAUGUUAUGUUCACAUCACUAACUAUUCUGGCUAGCGUAAUCAUGUUUAAGGAUUGGGACAGACAGAGUCCAACCCAGGUUAUCACGGAAAUGUGUGGGUUUGUGACUAUCCUUGGAGGAACUUUUCUGCUUCACAGAACGAAGGAUAUGGUUGAUGGUUUGCCAACAUCAAUGUCCUCCAUGCGACUAUCGAAGCAUGCAGACGAGGAUGGAAUUGAUGGUGAAGGCAUCCCUCUUAGACGGCAGGAUAGCUCGAGAUCACCAUGA
Prunus armeniaca (apricot) is the source of this 1059-nucleotide messenger RNA. The record is from the annotation of a GenBank genome assembly. NCBI's taxonomy places the organism in Eukaryota, Viridiplantae, Streptophyta, Magnoliopsida, Rosales, Rosaceae.